This is a messenger RNA of Biomphalaria glabrata, 3333 nucleotides long. Its product is annotated as telomerase reverse transcriptase-like. Gene Ontology annotation, biological process: telomere maintenance via telomerase. Gene Ontology annotation, molecular function: telomeric repeat DNA binding; telomerase RNA binding. Gene Ontology annotation, cellular component: telomerase catalytic core complex. NCBI's taxonomy places the organism in Eukaryota, Metazoa, Mollusca, Gastropoda, Planorbidae. The coding region runs from base 197 to 2398 and encodes 733 amino acids. The transcript has 5 exons. The record is from RefSeq and is a predicted model, not a curated record.
CUAUACUAACGUAAACAACAUAUAGAGAUAUACUUCAUAUAGACAUAGAGACAACAGCAACUCACUGAAAAUUCUAGUAGAUCUAGAAUCUAGACAUAGAUAUAGACUAGAUUUGCAUCAUUUUCGUGUUUUCGAAGAGGCUUACAGUGUAAUACCGGUAUAUGAAACAGAUUCUACUUAAUAUGUUCUAUACAAGAUGGUAUUCAAAACAGAUGGAAAUGUAUAUACUAGAGUUCUAUUUUUAUCUACUUCCAAAUUGGAGAAGUUGUCUACUGAUUACUUUUCUGAACAUCCAAACAAUGAUGUUUUGCCUUUUAUGGAUGAAAUGCUAAAAAAACAUAGAAAAUGUCCUUACUGGUCACUUGUAUUAAGCUAUUGUCCUAGCUGUCUUGAUAAAAAGAAACGAUUAAUUAAAAAGAAAAUUUUACAGCAUGAGUUGACAAGUGACUUCACUAGUGCAAACAAAGUAUAUUUAUUUGUCCGCUCCAUUCUUAUCAAGAUCUUACCUGUUCAGUCCAUGGGGACCCGUCGCAACUUCAAUAUUUUUUUGAGCUAUAUUAAAGAUCUUCUCUCCAUGAACUCACGGGAUAGUAUUUCUGUUCAACAAAUGGUUCAAGGCAUCAAAACAACAAAAAUCAUUUGGAUGAAGUCUCUGGAGUUAAAACAACAACAGAUAAAACUUGAAAAAGCAAUAAACUACAUUGUAGUUAGAAUUGUUGGACCCUUAAUUCGAUCAUUUUUUUAUGUUACAGAAUCAGAAAUGUAUAAAAAUAGACUUUUCUUUUUUCGAAAGAAAACAUGGAAGUGCUUAAUUCAAUUUGCAACCAGUAAGUACAAAAAUUUAUGCCAUUUAAAGAAAGUGUCAGCUGAAUGGGUCCAGGCUAAAAGAAUAUCUGGACAUUGUCUGGGUGUUUCUCAAGCUCGCUUUCUUUUGAAGAAGUCAGGUCUGCGCACCAUUGUUAACAUGUCAAAAGCUAAGCAAGGUAUUUCUAUCAAUCAUCAUCUCAGGACUCUAUUGCAAGUCUUGACUUUUGAAAAACAAAAUUCUCCUGAAACAUUCGGGUUGACAGUUAUGAGUGUGGAGGAUAUUUACAUUCAGUGGAAAACAUUUGUCAGUCAGAUUAAGGAAGUCAAUGUUCAGAAAAUAUAUUUUGUGAAAGUAGAUAUAGAAAAAUGUUUUGACACAAUUAAUGUUUGUUUAUUGUAUAGUAUAUUGAAGAACCUCUUCACAAAAACAAACUAUGACAUUUAUAAAUAUAAAAAGCUCAUUAAAAGAAAUGGUUUAGUCAAGACUGUUUAUUUUGAAACGCUGACUAAGCUGCCAGAAAUGAACAAACAGAAAGAGUCAGAAAAUAAUAAACAAUCAGGUUCAAAUGUUGAGAACAUUGGCUCCUACUUUGUUAGUAAGAAUGUCUUAAUGGAAAAACUAAGAAGCUUAUUAUUUUGUAAUGUGGUAAAGAUUGGCAAACAUCAUUAUGUUCAAACUCUAGGAAUAGCUCAAGGAUCUUCACUCUCCUCAAUUCUGUGUGGUGCCUACUAUGGUCAUCUAGAUAGAACAGUACUUGCUGACAUCAUUGACAAUAAUGAUUUCUGUGUAAGAAUGGUGGACGAUAUUUUGUUUGUCACUCAAAAUAAAUUGAAGGCUAAAGCCAUUCUAAAAUUAUUUUUAGAGGGUUUCCCACAAUUCAACUGUAAAAUCAACUUGAUGAAAACUUGUGUUAAUUUUGACUACAUUCAUCCAGUAUUUGGGAAAGCUCCUGUUCUUCCAGAGAAUGGACUUUUAAGUUUUUGUGGUUUAGGAUUCAAUACAAAGACUUUAGAAGUCUUCAAUGAUUUCUCAAACUAUAAAAGCAUUCAAACCAAAGACACUAUAUCAUGGAGCAUGACAAAAAAUGUGGGUCUCAGUUUGAAAAAGAAAAUGUUUUUUUAUAUACGCCUGAAGUGCUUAAGCAUACUUUUUGAUAGAGACAUCAAUAGGAUAGACACAAUAACUUACAAUUUAAUGACAGUUUUUGCUGUUUCUGCUGUCAAGUUUCACUGCCUUGUCAAACAGUUGCCCAAAAAAAACAGCAUUUCUUCAAAUCCAGCCUUUUUACUAGAUAUUGUUGACUCAUUGCCUCGACAAGUGAUGAUAUUUAUCUCAGGGAAAAUGCGGAAAUUCAAUCGGAAUGAUUUGACUAAAGAAAGAAAUGUAACUACUAAAAGAUAUUUGUUUCCAUUGCCUUUGAAAAGUGUCAAAAACAUUUGUAAAGCAACUUUUCUGCAUAAAUUAAAACAGCAUGGCCAUUUGUACAGUCCAAUAAUUCAACAUCUGGAACAAUGUAUACAUGGACAGAAAUUUGCAUGUGAUCUCAGAGUUUUAUUACCUAAGAUAUUCAAAGAGAUUCAAUUAAAGUAAUAGCAUUUGUAAGUUGUGUAAUUUAAUCUCGUUGUUGGAAUGUAUAUAACUCAGUAUAGAGCUUCUUAAUUAUUUUUUUCAAUUUAAGUUAAACCACUGUUUUAAGUAUUCCAAAUACCUAAUUUUUCUGUAUACAUUACAAAAACACAAUAUAAUUUAUUAAAUAAUAUUAUUACUUAAACUUUUACAAAAUUAUCAGUUUUGAUCCUGUUUGUGCAAAUGCAAACCCCCUUUGUCAUCUUGUUUUUUCAUAUGUUAAGGUUGGUAACUCAAAAGCUAAGCCUCCUCCUUAUUCUAACAAAAAAUGCAUACUCAGGUUAGACUCAAUUUUUAUUUCAUAUAUACGUUAUUAAAAAUAUUUUAAAAAAAUAAUGUAAAGAAUUAGAUCUAAAAUUUGUGCUCACUGAUUAUGCAACAGCUACUUUUUGGUCUUCUUAAAAUGUAUGGUUUUGAUUUUAAAUGUAGUAAUGUUCAUAUAUAUAUGUUUAUGUUAAAGCUUGAAAUCUAUUCAUGUGCAGAUUACAUAGCUAAUCUGCAACUUAACAUAUGACUCCAUUAACAUGCAUGCUUCACAUUUUAUCAGUGAUGUUCACAUUAAUGGCUUCUGUACCAUUAAAGUUGAAGUUAGGGUUAGGCAUAAGGAUUAGUGUUAGGAGUAGGGAUUAAGAUAAGUGGUUAAGCUAUAGUAAGGAGUUAGGGUUAUUGCCUAGUAGGUAAUUUGCACAUUUUCUACUUAUUAUGAAAAAAUGAAACAACUUUUGUUACAUUAAUGAAUUACCUUAGUUAAUCUGCACAAUACCUUGAUAUAAUAUGCACAUUAACAGUUUGGCACACUUAAACAGCAAAAAGCAAAUUAUGCUAUUUAUUAGUUGUAUAUGAGAUUAAUAUCAUCAGCACCUCUAAAAGAUGACAAAAAUAAACUUUAUUUUCAUUUA